Molecule: messenger RNA, 748 nt
Organism: Rhodotorula graminis WP1
Lineage: Eukaryota; Fungi; Basidiomycota; Microbotryomycetes; Sporidiobolales; Sporidiobolaceae
Exons: 2
Coding region: 31-708 (225 amino acids)
Biological process (GO): mitochondrial translation
Cellular component (GO): mitochondrial large ribosomal subunit
Molecular function (GO): structural constituent of ribosome
Source: RefSeq, a predicted model, not a curated record
CCGACCGCCGCUCUCGCCCACUCGCCCGACAUGCGCCCUUCGCCCUCUUUCUUGUCGAGUGCAGCGCACGCCGUCCCGCGAUACCGCUCGCCGGCCCACGCGACCCGGCUCCCGCCGCCCAAGCUCCCCCUCUUCCGGAGCGUCGUCGCCCACCCGCCCGCGCCAUUCGCCGUCGAGGCGCACGGCAAGGCCAAGGAGGCCGCGGUCAAGCACGCCAACCCGGCCAAGGAGGGUGACAAGGAGGCAAAGGCGCCGGCCAAAGGCAAGGGCAAGAAGGCCGCAGCUCCUUCCGCCCCUCCCGCACCACCUCGUCCCCUCGUCGGCCCGCACCAGCUCCUGUACUCGACCGCGCCUCGACCCCUCAUCCCGCUCACCGCCUCGCCGACCAACCACAAGCUGUGGAACCCGCCCGCACCCGACUCGGCCCAGACGCGCUCGAUCGACAAGGAUGAGAGCGGCCGGCUCGCGCGCUUCGCCGGUCGGUUCGGCGGUGCGGCCCUGUCGGCCGAUGACAAGGCGGGCGACGCUGCAGGGGCGGCGGCGGCGGCAGCAGCGGCAGGAGGCGACAAGAAGGACGAUGGCCUGUUCGGCAUGGAGAGCGACAUGAGCUGGCUCGAGGGCGUCACGACGCAGAGCCCGGGCACGGCGCUCGGCAAGCGCGACGUCGUCGGACCGGCGAAGAAGGAGAAGAAGGGAGGCAAGAAGUAGUGCGCGUGCAUCGCAGCCGUUCCGCAUGCCGAGCUUUGUG